AUGAAUACGUUAGUUGCUUGUGUAGCUUUCUUAACAUUGGACAAUUUACAUCCGCAUAUGCUAAAUAAUACUAAGUUUUCCCAAUACGACUUCCUCUUCUUUAAUCGGGUACCAAAGGUCGGUAGUGAACAGUUAAUUGAAUUAAUUCAUCGUCUAAGUGAAAUCAACAAUUUUGACACGGAUCGCGCAUUAUUUGCAGAACCAAUCAAUAAUCGUUUAAGUGACUACCGCCAAGAAGCAUUAGCAAGUGAAAUUGUUGAUAUGGGUGAAUCAUCAGCAUACUCAAUGCAUGUUAACUACAUAAAUUUUAGACAAUUUGAUCUUCCACAACCAAUUUAUAUUAAUAUGGUUCGUGACCCAGUAGAACGUGUUAUUAGUUGGUUCUACUAUAGACGUACACCUUGGACAGUCGUUGAUAUGUAUAAACUUUCAAAUAAAUUUCAUGAAAGUAAAUGGUAUCAAAAAAAUUUUGAAGACUGUGUUCUAAGUAAUGAUAAGGAGUGUCAAUAUGUGCCAGAAUCCGGGUUUAAGAAUCAAAUAGUUGAUCAUAAAAGACAGACAUUAUUCUUCUGUGGUCAUGACAUUGUUUGCGAACCAUUUAACUCCAUUGGAGCUUUACAAUUAGCAAAAACAAAUGUUGAACGCGAUUAUGCAGUUGUAGGCUCCUGGGAGGAUGUUAAUAUAACUUUAAAUCUUCAAUUAAUCAAUGCUAAUAUGCUAAAUAAUACGAAAUUUGCAAAAAGAGAUCUGCUGUUCUUUAAUCGGAUACCGAAAGUUGGCAGUGAACAGUUAAUAGAGCUGCUACAUCGCUUGAAACAUAGAAACGGAUUUACGGUCAGUCGUUCGUCUUUUUCAACUCCAGUAUUAUCACGAAUGGACAAAGAUGAACUACAGGAAUUGACAUAUCGUUUAUAUGAUUUGGGCGAAUCUCACGCCUAUGCUAUGCAUGUUAAUUAUAUAAAUUUUCGAAAGUUUGGUUUGACAAACCCAAUAUACAUAAAUUUAAUACGAGAUCCAGUAGAGCGUAUCAUUAGUUGGUUUUACUACAAACGUACACCUUGGAAUGCUGUUCAAAUGUAUAAGAUAAUAAAGAAAUUUCAAAAACCAGCGUGGUAUAAGAAAAGUUUUGAAGAAUGUGUUUUAAAUAAUGAUCCCGAAUGUAUAUAUAUACCAGGUUCAGGAUUUAAGGGACAAACAAAUGAUCAUAAAAGACAAACAUUAUUUUUUUGUGGACAUGAACCAGAUUGCGAACCAUUUAACACAAAAGGUGCAUUAGAGUUGGCUAUAACAAAUGUUGAACGCGACUAUGCAGUUGUGGGUUCAUGGGAAGACUUGAAUAUAACACUAGCCGUUUUAGAACACUAUAUACCAAAAUAUUUUAGAGGUGCCAAAGCAUUAUAUUAUGAUUAUUUGGACAAAAUGGCCCUGAACAAUACAGUAUAUGCACAAAAGGAGUUAUUAUUUUUUAAUCGUAUGGAAAAAGUGGGUAGUCAAUCAAUGAGUACGCUUCUUAUUGCAUUGUCACGAAUAAACAAUUUUACACCACAUCGUAAUGCGCCAGUAGCCACUAAAAAAAUAACCGAAACUUUGGCAGAAGAAAAAGCUUUAGCUGUGGAGCUUAGCUCCAUUGAUGAGGCUAGUUCCUAUGUAGAACACGCAAAUUGGAUUAACUUCACAGAACAUGAUUUAGCGAAACCUAUCUAUAUGAAUCUAGUGCGUCAUCCCAUAGAAAAAGUGAUGAGCGCUUAUUAUUAUGUGCGGCAUCCAUUUAUUUAUUUAAAUUAUUUCCAAAGAAAUCCAAACAAACCAAAACAGCGAAAAGUUUAUUUUGAUAUAUCAUUUAACGACUGUGUACGAAAAGAGAACUAUCCGGAAUGUGUAUUUGAUGCAACCAAUCCAUACAAUCAAGAUUGGCGAAGAUUUACAUUACAUUUCUGUGGAAAUUUACCUGUAUGCGAGGAAUUUAAUUCACACACCGCUAUGCAAAUUGCCAAACGAAAUAUCGAACAGGAAUAUGCAGUUGUUGGAUCAUGGGAGGAUACUAACAUAACAUUAACUGUUUUGGAACAUUAUAUACCGAGAUUUUUCCGUGGUGCUACUAAAUUGUUUUACAGUGAUGUGGAGAAAUUUCAUAAAAACGCAACACCACAUUCAAAUGAACUGGAUCCCGACGUUGAAGCUAAAUUAAAAGUACAAUUUGCUUUUGAAAUAGAACUUUAUAAUUUUUGUAAACAACGACUUUACAAACAAUAUAUUAUAUAUUAUUUAAAUGCUGAUGAUUUAAACAAUACUAAAAGAGCAGACAUCAAUGUUGUACUUUUUAACCGCGUCCCAAAAACUGGUAGCGUUCAAUUGAUUGAAUUAAUGCGUAAUCUUGGUAAAGUUCACAAUUUUGACGUGGACGUUGAUCCGCAACAGGCUGGUAUACGGCCAUUAUUAGAUGAAUAUGAAGAAAGUGAUUUUAUUGAUAAUGUAGAAAAUAUAGAAGAUGGUAAUAUCUUUGUUAGCCAUGUAAAUUACUUGAAUUUUACCAAGUAUGAUAAACCUCGCCCAAUAUACAUAAAUAUGGUACGUGAUCCAGUGGAACGUGUUAUUAGUUGGUACUAUUAUAUAAGAGCACCUUGGAUUUUUGUACCAAAUAGACGUAAAAAUAACAGACCAAUGCCAAAUGCACAAUGGGUUAAUACCGAAUUCGAUCAAUGUGUAAUGAGUGGUGAAAAAGUUUGUACUUUUAUCGAAGGUUCAUUUUUAGAACGUGUUGGCGAUCAUAGACGUCAAACAUUAUUCUUUUGUGGUCAUAACGAACGUAAAUGCAUGCCCUUCAAUAGUCAAAUACCUCUAGAAAUUGCUAAGCGAAAUGUUGAAAAAGAGUAUGCAGUUGUUGGUACGUGGGAAGACACUAAUAUUACAUUAACUGUCUUGGAAAACUAUAUUCCUCAUUAUUUUAAGGGAGCCACAAAAAUGUAUUAUUCCGGACUGAAUAAUGAUAUACAAAACAGUAAUCCAAUGAAGCCAAUAAUUAGUGAGCACAUUAAAGAUCUUGUACGUAAAAAUUUCACGCGUGAAAUUGAAUUUUAUCAAUUCUGUCGGCAAAGAUUGCAUAAACAAUAUUUAGCGUUAAGACUUGAUGAUCUUAUGAAAGCUGACAAAACUUUGGGAGAAUUUAAUAACAUAGCGAGAGCUGUUAAACGCUAA
This is a messenger RNA of Teleopsis dalmanni, 3195 nucleotides long. RefSeq lists its product as uncharacterized. The transcript is spliced from 11 exons. Lineage: Eukaryota; Metazoa; Arthropoda; Insecta; Diptera; Diopsidae. The coding region runs from base 1 to 3195 and encodes 1064 amino acids. Gene Ontology annotation, cellular component: membrane. The record is from RefSeq and is a predicted model, not a curated record. Gene Ontology annotation, molecular function: sulfotransferase activity.